Messenger RNA from Linum tenue, 2897 nucleotides. Lineage: Eukaryota; Viridiplantae; Streptophyta; Magnoliopsida; Malpighiales; Linaceae. The record is from the annotation of a GenBank genome assembly.
CCAACAAGGCAACUGCGGAGAGCUAGCUCUUAACUGGACAGAAGACCAGACACAGACAGUCUCCUAAAGCCCAUGACUCAUUAAGUAUGGGCCGAAUAAGGAAAACGGGAAGCCUGCGACCCGAAAGAACUCCCACCUCUGACCCGACUUGAUUUAUCACCAGUCCGCCGGCGUCUAAACCCCUAAGCUAAGCGCCAUUCUUUUCCGAGCUUCCCCUCCUUCUUCCUCCCUAAAACCCCAUCUCCGAUCCACCAGCUGAUUCUGACGCCACGAAGUAGAAGAAACAAUUCAGCAGACGUGAAGGCACAAAAUGGUGAGCAAACCAUGGAGGAUAAUCCCGCGGCCAUUGCUGGAAACAAUCCUGAACAACCACGCUCAGCACCACCGAGUUCAGCAGCCUCUCAUCCUCCACGGCCCUCGCGGCGUCGGCAAAACCACCCUCAUCAUUGACCGUCUCCUGAACGAUUGGAACAAAGGUGCCCACAUCACCGGUUACGUUGAUUUCGCAGAAUCAGUGAAGGAUCAUCACCCGAAGCACGGCAAUUCUUUUCCGUGGGGUUCAUGGUCAACCUGCACGCCGCCGGUUCUCGCUGAUUGCGCGACCCAGUUGGAGAGUUGCCUUGAAUCCAUGGCCCAGAGGGCGAUUCGGCUUGGCAGCAUUUCCUCCACUCAAAUAUUCUCCACUGUCAGCAAAUGGCAUCGUCCCGACACCGCGCUUCGCCGGAUUAUAUUCCAGAACAGCCCCGCCCUUGCUUCUAAAUCGAAAAAUGCGGUUUCUCAAAAGGUUUCUGGGUCUGUUCUAUGGGACCGUGCGUUAUGCGCGCUAAGUGCUCGAUCAAAUGCCAGAGAGAUGGAUAAAUUAUUGAACUUGGGAGAGAAGGGGAAGAGGAAGUUGUCUGUUGAUGAAGCUUCUUACUAUAGGGAAGCCUUGGUUGCGCUGAGAUUGGCCAAGGAGGUCAUUAGAGCGAUUCAGACUUCGAGAGGUAAUGCCAUUGCCCAUUUGAAUCGGUCUGGUGGGUUCUCUCGGUCUCUGGCGAAUUCGUCCACGGAUUGGCCUUGUUUGUUGCUUGAGCUGCUGUCGCAGGCUGCUGAGAUUGAUUACUUUCAGCCGAAGCUGGUAAUAAACAAUAUUGAAGUACUGAAAAAUGCAUUGUUAACUGAUGACAAGAUGGUGUCUGGAUCAAUGUACCAUGACAGUCUGAUAUGGAGAAUCAUUGCGCUGGGUGCCAAUGAGAAGUGUCUUCCCGUUAUGCUUGUGACUUCUGAUAGCUACUAUUCUUACAGGGCCUUCAUGGAUUUUGGUUUUCCAGAUAUCUUUAUCUCCCGAGAGUCCUUUGGAUGGACUCCAAGGGAGGCUGAACUGCACAUGGUUGCUGACUACUUCAGUCAAUCAGAGUGGAAGUUGAUAGUUGAAGUGCUUGGACCAAGCCCUAGGCAUCUGUUUGAACUUUAUGCACUCAAGCAAAGCAGCUAUUACCAGAAGGUACUGGAGGACAAGGAUAGCACAUUUGAGGAUGUCAUCGAUGCAUAUUUAGCUUAUCUGCAGAUAAUUGUUGUAAAUCCUGCGAUGGAUAAAGCCAUUGUGAUCCUAGAGAAGUUUGCAGAGGAUGCAAGAAUGGGCAAGAUUCCAAAAGAUAGACUGCGCUUUGGUUCUCCUUGGAGGCAUUCUCCAAGGGAUGAUCCUAUUCGGUCCUCCAAGUGGGCCAAGCUCCAACUCAUGGAUUUUAUUCAGACUCUAGCGAACACUGAAUUUGGGAUUAAUUAUCUAGCUGACUGUAGCUUGGAGAUUCUGGAUGAUCCAUGCACAGGUGCAUUGAUCGAGGUUGGUUUACUAUACGCUCAACGUGAUCCAUCCUUCAUUCGACCCAUAUCUAGAGGAAUUCAACGGUGUCUAGCGAGAUGGCUUGUGAAGGAAAAGAUGCAAAUGGAUUACAGGUCUUCGUUCCAAUUUUUGUGGCAACGGUUCAUACGUGGUCGGAGCUAUCGUCAUCUGAUGCUAGAAGUUGGUUAUAGUAAAUUUUAAAUCCAGGGACAUGGUGACUUGCGAUGGUUGAAGUUAAAAUGAGUUGCUUAAAUUAGCCACACUGUGGUGAUAUACUGGUGUGAAGUGCCAAUUACACCACAAAAGAUCAUCAGAGGGUCAAUCCCAGAGAGCGUAUUGAUGGCCGAUAUAACUCGCACAUAAAACGUGUCAAUGGCAGCUGGCAAGCUCCUAAUAUAAGGUGGCUGUUGGUGAAACUCCCAGGCCCCAAUUUUGAAGGAAGAGAUCUUGAUUUCUGCUGCUUAGCAUCAACGUCUUGCCGUGGAAUAACAUGAAGACUUAGCUUUCCGGCUUCAAACUCUGUUGAUUCUUUGAAUAUACCAAAGCUGCUUGGAGCUUGGAACAUCCCAAAGUAUGAAAGCAAGCUUCGUUAACAGUUAUCUUACACGGCCUAAUUGUUAAGAUCUUGUGGGGCCUAAAUUGUGUGACUUUAUAGAGCAGUGACACCUAGGAACGGAUCCAAGAAGAUGUACUAUUUGCCCAUGUUACUGCCAUGAUUGUAUGUGGUGGCCUAAUCAGUCAUUGCAUGGCCCAGAAUACCCAGAAGCUUGACUGACUGCCUAUACAAAGUGAUCUGAACAAACCAAAUUGGCAGUGGAAGUUUAAGUUCAGUCAGGGAGUUCAUUUCUCAGCAAUGAAAUAUUGAAAAUUGAGUAGUACAUGGACCACGGUCUCAUAUCAUUUGAGAAGGAAAAGGAGUCAGUUUCUAUGCAUUUGGCUAUUAUCCUAAUAUGGGGAUGAUCAAACGUGUGGUGACGCUGUUAGAUUGCAUUCGCGUAUAAUAUGCUUAUUGUCGGAUUGUUCUUGUAAAGCAAUGCCAUCUUACUCGAGUCGAUUGCUGGUAAUGUGUGGAAGG